UCCAGUCCACACCCGCCCCGGCUGCUCGAUCGGUUCCUCCCUCUCCAGCAGCUUCAUUUGCCAGCCUGGAUGUCGGAUCACCACCGCUAUUCUACCGCAACAGAUGUCUGAGAGCUAGCCAGCUGAGUAGAGGACUCACCUCUCUGCCUGUGCUCUCCACCUGCAGCCAUGAAUGGCGGAGCCAGUGUGUGGGAAAUCACUCCAGAGGAGAGGACCAAACACGACAAACAAUUUGACACCCUCGUCCCCGUCCUCGGCUAUGUCUCAGGAGAACAAGCCAGGAAAUUCUUCCUCCAGUCUGGCCUGCCUGCUUCUGUCCUGGCUGAGAUCUGGCACCUAGCUGACAUGGACUGCGAUGGGAAGAUGGACAGACAGGAGUUUUCCAUCGCUAUGAAGCUCAUUAAACUCAAACUUCAGGGGCGGAAUUUACCAUCUGUCUUGCCAAUUACCAUGAAGCAACCUCCUGUCUCCAAUUCUGCUUCAACCAUCCCUUCAUCAGCACGUUUUGGAAUGGGUUCUAUGCCAAACCUGUCAAUUGGUCUGUCAUCCAUGUCAGCUAUGUCAGCCAUGCCCAUCCUAACACCCAUCCUGGCUAACCCCUCCAUGCACUCUGUGCACACAUUGGUGCCAACACCUAUGACUCUGCCCCUCAUCACCUCCCUGGGAAAUCCUGGACUCCCCAACGGCAAUGUCAACAUCCUCAGCCCACCUCUUGUUCCCAACAAUGCAGCGCUCCCUCUCUCUGGUUUCUCCUCUCCUAUGGCGUUCUCUCCAUCCACCGGCAUGUCAAAGGCCAACUCUCUUCUGGACCUUGGAUCCAGCAGCUCCAAUUCUUCCUCCACCACGUCGUUGGCCAGUAACUCUCCAAAGACGGGUGCAAGUGAUUGGGCCGUUCCGCAGGGCGCGAGACUCAAGUACCGACAGCAGUUCAACACGCUAGACAAGCUCAUGAGUGGCUACUUGUCUGGACCUCAGGUUAGAAAUGCGCUGAUUGCAUCCAACCUGACCCAGACUCAGCUCGCUACCAUCUGGACCUUGGCAGAUGUGGAUAAGGACGGUCAGCUACAAGCUGAUGAGUUCAUUCUGGCCAUGCACCUGGUGGACAUGGCUAAAACUGGCCGACCCCUACCCCUCACACUGCCUCAAGACCUGGUCCCUCCAUCUCUCAGAGGAGGAAUCAAGCCCAGUGAGCUUGUUAAUGGAACGGGGCCCUACAUAACUCCCUGUGUAAUAGACACACCAGAGGUAGAACCUGCACAAAAGACCAAGAGCAGUGUGUCCUUCGAGGACAAGCUGAAGGAAAACUUUGCGCGAGGCAGCGCCGAGCUGGAGAAACGCCGACUGGCUCUGGAGGAAGAGCAGAGAAAGGAAAGGGACAGGAGAGAGAGGGAGGAGAGGGAGGCUCAUGAAAGGAGGGAAAGGGAGGCAAGGGAGCAGGAGAACCGCAGGAGGCUGGAGGACGAGAGGCGGUUGGAGAGGCAGAGAGAGAUGGAGAGACAGAGGGAGGAGGAGAGGCUGAGAGAGCUGGAGAGGAAGGAGGCAGCGAAGCAGGAGAUGGAGCGCCAACGGAGGGAGGCGUGGGAGCAUGGGAAGAGAGAGGAACUGGGCAGGAGGAGAGAGGGGGAGCAGGAAGAGAUAUCCCAACUCAGGGCCAAAAAGAAGAGUCUAGAGCUGGAGCUGGAGGCUGUGGGCAACAAGCACAAGCAGAUCUCAGACCGUCUCCGUGACGCUCAGAGCAAGAGGCGGAUCCUGAAGGCAGAGGUGGAUCUUGUCAAUCAGAAGAGGGACGCACGCAUCAUAGAGAUCAACACGUUGCAGCUUCAGCUUGAGGACUGGCAGAGGAAGCUCCUACAGCUGGUCCCAGAACAACAGAGGCUGAACGAGAAGCUGCGAAACAUCAACCUCAACAAACCCUCCUCGGUGACUCUGACCUCGAUGACCGGGAGUGUGGCGGAAAAAGGAGUGAAUUGCCGGAGACUGAAGGACCAGCUGGACACUCUGGAGAGGGAGACCACAGACAAACUGACCCAAAUGGAGCAGUACAACAAGGAGCUUAAGCUUGGGGAUAUGGAUGACUGUGUCCUGCGGGGCCUUCUGUCUCUGCUGGCCUGCCUCAGCCAGCUCUUCCUUCUCAUCAAGGAGCUGAGGGAGAAGCAGGUGAGGCAGCAGGCUGUCCUGGACGACCUGCACAGAGUCAAAGAGGAGAAACUUAGAGAGCUGCGGAGGCGCAGGGAGGAGGAAAUGGAGAGGAGAAGGAGGGAGGAAGAAGAAGAGGCAGCCAGACAGGCGAAGCUAGAGCAGGAGAGAAAAGAGCAGGAGAAGAGAGAGAAGGAGGAAGAGGAGGCGCGUCAAAGGAGGCUCCUGGAGGAGCAGAGGGCCAGACAGAGGGAGGAGGAGGAGAGGGAGGCACAGGCUCGCCUCCGAACAGCCCAGGAGAAAGCACAGGAAGAGGAGAGAAGAAGGAGAGAGGAGGAGGAGGAGAAGAAGAAGAGGGAGGAGGUUGAAGAAAGGAAACAGAAAGAGGAGGAGGAGAGGAGGACCAAAGAAGAGCAGGAAAGAGGAGGACAGCAGCCGGUGUUGGUGGCUCAGCGAUCCUCCAAGCUGACCACGUAUAGAGCUCUGUACUCGUUUGUUGCCCGAAACGCAGAUGAGCUGAGUAUAGAUGCAAGCGGCCUCAUAGAGGUGGAUGAGAAGACCGUCGGUGAGCCUGGCUGGUUGUGCGGGAGUUACCGUGGAAAAAGGGGCUGGUUCCCCCAGACUUACGCAGAGAAAUGUCCUUUCCCCUCUACUACUGAGACAACCCCUUCUUCGCCUGGAAAAUCGUCCUGUCCGCCGCCAUUACCACUUAACACAGGAGUCCCAGAUGGAGAGGUAGCGUGUGACAGCACUGUUCCUGCCCAAUCAGACGCUUCACAGAUGACUUGCUCCAUUGUGCCUAACGUGAAACCUCGCUGCUCUACUAAUCUCACUCCUCAGUCCUCCGUCCCUCUGCUGGCUCGAGCCGUCUCCUCGUGGUCAGCCGCCUCAGAAACUCACCUCAACCUCUCCUCUGACGCGGAUGACGUCAUCACUGCGCUGCUGAGCUUCUCACAGGGUGACGUCAUCAGCGUGCUACAGCAGAGGGAAGACUGGUGGUUGGGACAGCUCAACGGGACACGGGGAUGGUUCCCCAAAACCUAUGUCACUUUGGAGACGGGUGGCAACGCAGAUGUGGAUGCAUUCGACACAUCUGACUCUGUUCAGCUAGAGGAGUAUGUGGCCUUGUACACUUAUGAGAGCCCAGAGGCGGGGGACCUGACGUUUGUUGAGGGAGAUGUUGUCAUGGUGACAGAGAGAGAAGGAGAGUGGUGGCGAGGAUGCAUCGGGGAUCAGACAGGGGUUUUUCCCUCCAACUAUGUCAGACCUGUUGAACCAGAGGCGACAAAACCUGGAGCUCCAAUCAAAAAGCCUGCUUUAUCUGUUCGGUCAACAGAGAUCGCCCAGGCAGUCACCACCGCUGUCACCCCGACGAUGCAUCAGCUGCGUCUGUCUCCAGGGCAACUGAUCGUGGUCCUGGCCAAGAACUCCACCGGCUGGUGGCUCGGGGAACUGCAGGCUCGAGGCAAGAAGCGGCAGAGAGGCUGGUUUCAUUCCUCUCACGUCAAGCUCCUCGGCCCCUCCAGCAGCAAGUCCUCUCCCUCCCCUCUGCCAGUGUGCCAAGUUAUUGCAAUGUACGACUACACCGCUGCUAAUCGGGAUGAGCUGAGCUUCUCCAAGGGUCAGCUCAUCAGCAUCCUGGACAAGACCAACCCUGACUGGUGGAAAGGAGACGCCAAUGGGGUCACCGGCCUGCUGCCCACCAAUUAUGUCAAGAUGACCACAGAAUCAGACCCCAGCCAGAAAUGUACAGUAGAUCCCUUAUUCAUGUCAGAACAUGGAGAGAGUGACGGGUGUGCUGACCUGAUGACGUUGGACACUAUGACGCCUCAGGAGAGGAAGAGGCAGGGUUACAUCCACGAGCUCAUCCAGACUGAGGAGACCUACGUGGAAGACUUGGAGCUGGUUCUAGAGGUCUUUUACAAGCCCAUGUCUGAGUCAGGCCGUCUAACAGAAGCUGAGAUGGGAGUGAUCUUUGUUAACUGGAGGGAGCUGAUAAUGUGCAACACCAAACUACUCAAGGCGCUGCGGGUCCGUAAAAAGACCGAAGGAGAGAACAUGCCGGUCCAGCUGAUAGGGGAUCUGUUGGCUUCGGAGCUCGCGCACAUGCAGCCUUACAUCCACUUCUGCUCCUGCCAGCUCAACGCCGCUGCCCUGCUUCAGAGCAAAACCCACAACCAGCCUGACUUUAAAGACUUCCUCAAGAAGAUAGCCACUAACUACCGCUGUAAAGGAAUGCCACUGUCCAGCUUCCUCCUCAAGCCCAUGCAGAGGAUCACACGCUACCCUCUGCUCAUAAAGAACAUCCUGGAGAACACCCCAGAUGGUCACGCGGACCGCAGCCCACUGAGAGAAGCUCUGGAGCGGGCCGAGGAGCUGUGCUCUCAGGUCAACGAGGGAGUCCGGGAGAAGGAGAACUCAGACCGGCUGGAGUGGAUACAGAGCCACGUGCAGUGUGAGGGAGCUAUAGCGCACUUGGUCUUCGACUCGCUGACUAAUUGCCUCGGGCCUCGCAAGCUGCUCCACAGCGGUCGGCUUUACAAAACCAAAAGCAGCAGGGAGCUGUGGGCUUUCCUCUUCAAUGAUUUUCUCCUCCUCACACACAGCGCCAAACCCUUCUCCUCCUCUGGUUCAGACAAGCUAUUCAGCCUCAAGACCAACAUACAGCUAAAGAUGUACAAAACACCACUGUUUUUAAAUGAGGUUUUGGUAAAAAUGCCACCGGACCCCUCCAGCGAUGAGCCACUCUUCCACGUCUCACACAUCGAUCGUGUCUACACACUCAAAACGGAGACCUUGAACGAGAGGACAACGUGGGUUCAGAAAAUCAAAGCAGCAUCUGAACAUUUCAUACAGACGGAGAAGAAAAAGAGAGAGAAGGCUUACCAAGCACGUUCUCUAAAGACCAGCGGUAUAGGCCGACUGCUGGUAACUGUCACUGAAGCCCAGGAGCUCAAAGCCUGUAAACCCAACGGUAAGAGUAAUCCGUACUGUGAGCUGACGAUGGGGGCUCAGUGCUACACCUCCCGACCGAUCAGCGACACUCUGAACCCAAAGUGGAACUUCAACUGCCAGUUCUUCAUCAAAGACCUCUACCAGGAUGUGCUGUGCAUUACUGUGUUUGAGAAAGACCAGUUCUCCCCAGAUGAUUUCCUGGGUCGUACUGAGGUUCCCGUGGCAACUAUAAACAAAGAGAUGGAAAGCAAGGGAGCCGCAAAUCGCCGCCUACUACUGCAUGAGGUCCCUACUGGAGAGGUUUGGGUCAAACUAGACCUACAGCUUUACGAGCCACCCAAAUGAGGACAACAACAAAAAUCCAAAACACACGCACCACUUAAUGUUAUAGUAAUGAAGAGAAGACAAAUUUGCAUAAGCAUAAACAAGCACACACACCUAAAAGUGCCUGUUUGUAGCAGUACAAGGGUUGCCUUGAAAAACUCACUUUUACCAUCCCUGCCUUAUUCUGCCCUGACUCCGGAUUUCCACUGCAUGCAUAACGUCUGCAGACCGGCUCCGCUGCGUGUCUACUGCGUGCUCCGCCGUCCGUCAAUACCCACCAGGUCCAGAUUUGUUGCGGCACGGCUGCGGCCAUGACUGACAGCUGAUGUCACGUAGAAUAGAACCACAAAA
This is a messenger RNA of Perca fluviatilis (European perch), 5766 nucleotides long. It is a transcript of the gene itsn2a, whose product is annotated as intersectin 2a. NCBI's taxonomy places the organism in Eukaryota, Metazoa, Chordata, Actinopteri, Perciformes, Percidae. Gene Ontology annotation, molecular function: protein binding; guanyl-nucleotide exchange factor activity; calcium ion binding. The coding region runs from base 169 to 5436 and encodes 1755 amino acids. The transcript has 40 exons. The record is from RefSeq and is a predicted model, not a curated record. Gene Ontology annotation, biological process: positive regulation of Rho protein signal transduction; intracellular signal transduction.